This is a messenger RNA of Dermochelys coriacea (leatherback sea turtle), 1157 nucleotides long. It is a transcript of the gene ANAPC16, whose product is annotated as anaphase promoting complex subunit 16. NCBI's taxonomy places the organism in Eukaryota, Metazoa, Chordata, Testudines, Dermochelyidae. Gene Ontology annotation, cellular component: cytosol; anaphase-promoting complex; kinetochore. Gene Ontology annotation, biological process: protein ubiquitination. Bases 134 to 466 code for a protein of 110 amino acids. The record is from RefSeq and is a predicted model, not a curated record. The transcript is spliced from 4 exons.
GGGCCCCGCCCCGCCGAGGCCCGCAGGGGGCGGGGCCGUGCGUGCUCGCGCCCGCCCGGCACGUAGCGCGAGCACGCACUUCCUCAGGCCGCGUUCGCCGGGCCACACCAAGGCGGCCGGGCACCAGGGAGCAAUGGCAGCCUCCUCUUCAUCCUCUUCAGCUGGCGGAGUCAGUGGAAGCUCUGUAACUGGAUCUGGGUUCAGUGUUUCGGAACUUGCCCCACCACGGAAAGCCCUCUUUACGUACCCCAAAGGAGCUGGAGAAAUGUUAGAAGAUGGCUCAGAAAGAUUCCUUUGUGAAUCCGUUUUCAGCUAUCAGGUUGCCUCUACAUUAAAGCAAGUGAAACAUGAUCAACAAGUUGCUCGGAUGGAAAAACUAGCUGGUUUAGUAGAAGAACUGGAAGCAGAUGAGUGGAGGUACAAGCCAAUAGAGCAGCUGCUGGGGUUCACUCCAUCCUCGGGCUGAAAGCUUUGGGAUCACUGGUGUUAAAAGACAACACAAAUAUACAACAAUCAGGAUUGAUUUUUAAAUACGCUGCCAUUUAUCAGUGUGUUCCCAGCUGCCUCAUGUUUUUUUAAAUCCACAUCAGGUAGCUCUGUAAUAGUAUCCAGUGAAGUUGCAACCACAAAAUUGUAAAUCCUUUCAGUCGUCUUCAGUGUAGACAUUUGGUAAUAAUUCACCAGGGCCUGAUUUCUGUAACUUAUGAAAUACAAGAAGUUUUAAAGACUUGGAGAAUAACCUAUUUUAAAAAACCCAGUCAUUUCUACUCACAAUGGAGUGUACAUGGCUGCACUGGCCAGGUAAUAUCAAUUAUUCAGGACCUGCAUACCUUUGCUGUAUUGAGUCCAAAUCCUGGAGGGCAAAAGCACAAGGCACUGAAUGGAAAGAAGGUUCUUUUUGAAGAAGAAUGUGAUGAUAAACUGUGCGGGGUCAACUGAAGAGGAAAAUAUUAACUGAUUUCUAUAUUUAGAUCUCCUUGUUUUUGCUGAGUCUUUUCUCUCUGCUGGCAUGUUUUUUUUUUGACUGUACACAGAAUAUUAUGAGAAGGGAACUGCUGUUUAAUGCAGAGGCAGUGACUCAAGACACCAAAAACUGCUCUCACCUUACCAUAAUGUAUAAAACUAUUCUAUGGCCAAUAAAUUUCAAGAGUUUGAAA